AUGAUGAUGCACAAGAAGGGCGAGCACCACGCGAACGGCAGCAGCAGCGACAACGCCACGCUGUUCGCGCGACCCUGGAGCGGCCGGUCUAGCGUCGGCUACAGGACGGCUCACCCGACCCACGUGACCACCGCUCGCACGGAGCCUCCGGCACCGCCACCUCCGCGGAGGGCUGCUUCGGCGGACAACUGCGAGCAGCCCGAAACGACCAGGAGAACCACCACCACCACCACCACCACGAGAAGGACUACGACUAGGACGACGACGACAACGACGACGACCAAGAGGACCACGACGACGCCAAAGCCGACGACGACCACCAGGACGACAACGACUUGCGCACCAACCACGGUGGCCGUAGUUGGCUGCGAGCGAGCGCCACCGCCGCCCACAACGAAGACGACGACCACUACGACGACUACGACGGCGGCUCCCAAACCGUAUCUGCACGGCCAUCCGUACGUGGUCAUCAAGCUGCACGAGGUGAACGGAACCCGUCGCGUGCCGGUUGAUCGCAUCGUGCCGUUGCAACCAUACCUGCGGCAGCUGCUAGCCAACGGCACGAACCCAGAGAGAACGCAGCUGGCACGGAACAUCUCCUCGUAUCUGCCAGAUUACCGCCUUUGGAUGCGCGGUGGCUCGUCGGAAGCGGGUGACGAUGCGAGUGGCGGCGCAUCGGGGUACCAACGCAAGGGCAAGAAGCAACGGCAGCAGCAGCAGCAGCAGCAGCAGCAUCCUCGUUCGCGACGAGUGCCGGCGUACGCGGCCGAGACGGCGGCGCUCAAGCGCGAGGUAGCCGGCAACCUGAUGCGAGUGCUGCGCACCAUCCGAGAACUUGACUCCAUGGCCCAGAAAUCUCAGCAGGACGAGCAGCAGGAAGAGGUCCAAGAACAGGAACUGGAGUCCGCACCGCAACAGCAGGAUCCCAUCGAACUGGUGGCGCCCGACACGGCGGGGCAGAUCGACCAGCUCCUCAGGCGCCGGGACAAGUCGCAAGGGCUCAGGUCGACGAAAAAAUGGACCGUCGAGUACCCGGACGAACUGAAAGAGAACCGGGCCGAGGAGGGCGACCUCCACCAGUUCAGCAUCCUGCUCAAGAAGGCGCUCGACGAGCUGAGCGUCUCGUCUGACGCCAAAAACAGGACGACGGCCAAGCCUCGCAAAGCCGCCGUCUACAGAUAGCGCCUCGGCUUCAGAGACGCGCGCGCGCGCACGCGCUGCGAUCACCGCCUAUGGACGGGUCUUUUUAUUUCACCAUGGACAGUCUCAUCACCGCGCGUUUGGUCCCAGCAACUGAGCACUUUCUCUUCCUGUAGCUUCCUAUAGCGCUGGUGCUAAACUUGCGUUAACGUGCGUUUAGCUAGUGCCUGCUCUACCUAAAGCGUCGGCUUAGAUGUGGGGACUAUACUGCGUUUCUGCUGAGCAUGGAAAGACUUAAGUAUUGGAGCUCACCGAGCCAGCCGCUCUGCUGUUCAUGAGCGCAUCCAUCAUGGUUAACCUCGUCAAGGCCAUGGUGGCUCGAGUUGGGUGGGUAACGGUGCCACCUGAAUCGUUAAUUGGGGGUUAGUCUAAGUACCUGUCAAGCAGCGCGGCGCAUCGCCUUUUGUACAUCGUGCCAUUCAGGGGCUGAUGCCACAGCGUCAUGUGAUCGGCUUAAUGAUGUGAUGGGAAUAGCCUUAUUCGCACACUGCUGCGCUUAGGAGUGGCCGAGCAUCGACUGCGGUGGCUGUUUGCAAUGGCGGGUGUGACCAAGCUAGGCUGGUGGUUUAUCCUGACCUUAAGUGGUGGACAGCCUCAAUAGAAAGGGGAUUCCACACUUGCAGCUAGCAUGUCACGGCCAUAGGAACUCACUCGACUCUCUCGCGUUGUUCACCAUGUGAUACAGCUCAUCAGCGCAUUGUAGAUGACAUGCAUUUGUACCUGUGUAAAUGCCAGUUAACGCUGUAACGCAACGACACUGUGUGUAUGCAUGUAGCGUCCUUUACUUGGUGUAGACCAACGUAUAGUUGAUGCUUCGACACAGUAAGAGGAACGAAUGCCCGAGAUACCGCCAAAAUAAAAGUAUUCUGCAUG
Dermacentor silvarum is the source of this 2073-nucleotide messenger RNA. RefSeq names its product microtubule-associated protein RP/EB family member 1-like. Lineage: Eukaryota; Metazoa; Arthropoda; Arachnida; Ixodida; Ixodidae. The transcript is spliced from 4 exons. The record is from RefSeq and is a predicted model, not a curated record. Bases 1 to 1182 code for a protein of 393 amino acids.